AGCGUCUAUUAACAUCUCAUCUAAAGCUCUUCGAAACCGGAAACGGCGUUUAGUGGCGCUUCUUUUGGUGAAAUGUAGGUUCACAUCAGUUUUAUAAAAAGGAACUUAAACGUCAACUAACAUAGAUAUUGUCAUUAGCUAUAUUGUGAAUAAAUACCAGAAAUGUCUCUAAGUUCAGUGCAGCCCACGUUGUCGUCUCUAAAGUUGUGCAAAAAUGAUAUUGACGCGUGUAUGGACAUGGUAUCAGACGUUGCGCUUGGAAUAGUAGAAGCUGAAGGAACUGCUGACAACCCGGCUCUGAGGAAUUUGGAGGAGAUGAUGCUGCAAUGUUCAAAACUAGACAAAGAAAUAAAUUGUUUUGUGGGAUCGGUGGAGGACAUUACUGCUCAGGCCAGACACGCACCUCCAGAUGCAAUGUUUAAUCUAAGAGCAUCUGUAAAGGAUCGGUUCACUGAGCUUAUGGCUGAAGUUUCGGAUAGAGACCUGCAAAGGCACAGCAAGGUGAAAGCCUUCAAAGACAGUAUCAAAAAAUACGCAAUGCAAGCUAGUCAAACAACUACUGAGAACACAGAGGAGGAGCUGGAUGAUGACAUUGCUGUAACACAGAGUCAACCAAAUUUCACCUGCUCUCUCACUCAGGAUGUGAUGGUCAAUCCAGUGAAAAACAAGAAAUGCCAGCACUACUAUGACAAAGACGCUAUACUUGAAAUGAUUAAGGCCAGGCACAGAAAUAAAAAGAGAUGUCGCUGUCCUAAGGUUGGCUGUGGAAACGCAGAUGUUCAGGAGUCAGACCUUGAGUUGGACCUUGUAAUGAAGAGAAAGAUCCAGAACCAGAAGAGACAGGGUGGAAAAACAUAAAUUUGUCAAAUGUUUUGAAGCAGUUUGUGUUAUACGUUCAUACAAAUUACAUUAUUUUGGUUGUGUUAUACAUUCAUACAAAUUACAUUAUUUUAGUUGUGUUGUACGUUCAUACAAAUUACAUUAUUUUGGUUGUGUUGUACGUUCAUACAAAUUACAUUAUUUUGGUUGUGUUGUACGUUCAUACAAAUUACAUUAUUUUGGUUGAUGUUAGAAGUAAAACAUUAUUUUGCAGUA
Molecule: messenger RNA, 1095 nt
Organism: Misgurnus anguillicaudatus (oriental weatherfish)
Lineage: Eukaryota; Metazoa; Chordata; Actinopteri; Cypriniformes; Cobitidae
Gene: nsmce2
Product: NSE2 (MMS21) homolog, SMC5-SMC6 complex SUMO ligase
Biological process (GO): double-strand break repair via homologous recombination; protein sumoylation
Cellular component (GO): nucleus; Smc5-Smc6 complex
Molecular function (GO): SUMO ligase activity; zinc ion binding
Source: RefSeq, a predicted model, not a curated record